CCGCAGCUCGGCCCCACACACACACACACACACACACACACACACACACACACACUCAGCCCAUCUGUCUGUCUGACUGUCUGUCUGUACGGACACCGCAGGCAGUCUGAUCGCGCACACAGCAGACAGGACUGCACGACCAUGAGCUCGGCGUUUUCCUGACGGCCUCCCUCCUCUCACAUCCUGCAGCUGAAAUCUGUGUGAUCUGUCCAUUCAGAGCAGAGGAGGAGGGGAAGCACUGCAGCAGCCAUGCCGGGCCUGCUCCACAUCACACUGACUGCUCUCCUGGCCGGCUGCUUUGCCUUCAGAUCGGGUCCGUCCCAGCGUGUCAUAGCCCUCAGUUCUCCUGUGGCUCGUCUAUUCUGGGAUGAAGGCCCGGCCCAGCCACACUUCAUCCAGGAAUUAGUCAGAACCAAACGCCACUCAGUCCCUGAGUUAGUCCGAGCCCAGCCUCAUUUGGUUCACGACAUGGGCUGGCCAGAGAUACAUGAAACGUCACGCUCCCAGGCCAAGAUGGACUCCGCUUACUCCUCUCAGGCGAACCCACCAUCGUCUGCCGGUCUUCAGGAUGUAGUCAGGACCCGCCCUGCUGUGGGUGAAAACCUCGAUGUGGAAGACAAGAUGGAGCGCAUGGUUCAUCUGGCGGUUCCCCAGGACGCACAAAGCUACCGGGGGGGCUCAGACUCCACCGACCCAGAGCAGGAGCUCCACGGUGGGCCAGGAGCGGGCGAUGCCUCCCUGGAGGCUUCAGGCUACUACGGAACGGACAUGGAGGACAGAGACAGAGGAGAGGAGGGAGGAGAAGACCGAGAGAGGAGAGGGGGAGAGGACGAGUGGGAGAGAGACACGGUGGAGGACAGAGAGAGGAGUGGGGGAGAGGCCGGAGGAGAGGAAGAAGAGAGGGGAGGAAGGACACAUGGUCAAGAUGUUCAUGCACUGGAUGCCAAUCACACAACUCCAGAUCUGGACGCUCUGAUUGGCUACAGUCCAUCUUUACAACCCUCCAGCUCACCCAACCAGCCCAGCAUCUCCCCCCCAGCUGCGGUGCAUGAUUCUGGGCUACACGAGCAUCGUGCUCCCCCUGUGCUGGAGGUGGGUCCUUUAGAGAGAGAGCUGUGGGAGGCGGAGCCGGAGGAAGCUGGUCAUUCCAGUGGCUACGGAGUCCUUCACUCCUCCGUCACCACUUCUGCUCCGACCGCUGCUGUGGGCGACGCCGCGGGAACGGCCACCCCGGAGACGGACACGGGCACAGACUUUGGGCUGCUGGGGAGUUACACGAAAGGUAAAUGAAAUGAGACCGAGGAUGAAGAGACAGAGAGGGAGGAAGAGGAGGUGGAGGAGGAGGAGGAGGAGGAGGAGGAGGAAACGGGUCUGCCACACAAAGGCGUAUUUACCCAGAAUCCCACUGUAGCAGAGGUUGGCGUGGCUCCCAGCAGAGAGCCCCUGCAGCCCAGUGUGGAGGAAGAGGACGAACACGAGUUAAAGGUCGACAGUUACGAAAGCGUUGGUGAAAUAAACGCAUUAUAUUUUUGUUUUCCCGCUCAAGGGGGGAAACUGCAAGACAGAAGUGAAGAGGAGGAGGACUGGAGACAGACGGAGGAGGAAGAGGAGAGAACGAGAAUAAGUCACAUCGUCCCGCUCACCACUGAUCCCGCCCUCACCGCCGGCUUCACCGACGUGUCCUGGGAUUGGCCGGGGAAGACCACGCCCCUGCAGACCUCGAGGUCAGAGGUCAGGGGCGGAGGGGUCACAGAGGUCCAUGAUGGUGAUGAGAUGGACGAGGCAGGGCAGGUGGUGUGUGUGGAGUGGAGCAAGAUGGUCGGACGUGGAUACGUCAUCCUCAACAUGACGCAGAACUUGAACUGUGAGGAGUUUCGUGUGGACCAGGGCGUACGGUUGUUGAAGGUCAUGGAGCGAGUGUUCGCUCGAAGAAUGAACAGCCCCGAGGGAUCAUGGUUAAUAUCUCUGAGCAAGCCGACACACCAGCAGCACCAGCUGCUGAUGAACGUGGAGUCUGAGCGCGGAGUGGUGAUCGCCACCAAGGAUGUGCUGAGCAUGCUGGGAGAGAUCAGGAAAAGUCUGAAUAAGGUGGGCAUCCAGAACUACAGUGCGGCCAGUAGCUGCCCGUCUCGUCCCAGUCAAACGCGCAGCGACUACGGGAAGCUGUUCGUGGUCCUGGUGAUCAUCGGCUCCGUGUGCAUGGUCAUCAUCACGUCUGGAUUCAUCUACAUCUGCUGGCAGAGACGACUGCCUGCAACCAAGACUACGUUUCGCACGGAGGAACUUCACUUUGUGGAGAACGGUUGCCACGACAACCCCAUGCUGGACGUGACCAAUGACAAUCAGUCUGAGAUGCAGGAGAAGAAGCCGAGCACCAAUGGGCUCUCGGGAGGAGGAGGAGGAGGAGGAGGAGGAGGAGGAGGAGGAGGAGGGGAGGAGAGCAGUCGCUGGCAGGUGUUUGUUAAUCAAGGAGCGACUGAGGAGGAGGAAGAGGAGCAGGACACACAUCUCUGAUGGACGAAGAGGAAGAGGAGACAGGUUAUGAAGGUCUUUGACAGACAGAUGUGAAUGGAGCUUAGAGGGAAGAAGAAGAAGAAGAA
Cottoperca gobio is the source of this 2600-nucleotide messenger RNA. RefSeq names its product podocalyxin-like protein 2. The record is from RefSeq and is a predicted model, not a curated record. Gene Ontology annotation, biological process: leukocyte tethering or rolling. The transcript has 13 exons. Lineage: Eukaryota; Metazoa; Chordata; Actinopteri; Perciformes; Bovichtidae.